CAUUGCCUCUCUUUCAACACCUCAAUCCCAUCCUCUCCACGCAAACAUCAGUCCUUCCCACCCUUCCUCCGCGAUCGAUAGGGAAAUGGCGGCUCGAAUUCUCUCCUUCCUCCCCAUCCCCACCGCCUCAUCCCGCUCCUCCGCGCCCGUCAAGUCCAUGUCCUCCCUGUCGCCGCCGCCCAACCAUCACGCUGUCCGCCUCCGGAGCUUUCUUUUCGCCAUCCCCAUCUCCGUCGCCCCGUCCCUGCUCUUCCCGAGGCCAAGCCUCCGCUCCGCAGCCUCCGUCGUCUCCAUUCUCCCCACCGCAAAGCCGGAGAGGGCGUCGGCAGAGAAGUUGCCCAGUAAUGGAGGUGGUAAUGAAUGGGACAGAUGGUCGCUGAGGGCCAUAAAGGCCUUCGGCAUGGCGGAGUUGGAGGCGCGGAAGCUCAAGUACCCCAAGACGGGGACGGAGGCCCUCCUCAUGGGCAUCUUGGUCGAGGGAACAAGUGAAACAGCAAAGUUUCUACGUGCAAAUGGGAUUACUGUUUUUAAGUUGCGCGAGGAAACUGUCAAGUUAUUAGGUAAAUCAGAUAUGUACUUUUUUAGCCCUGAGCAUCCUCCGUUGACGGAACCGGCACAAAGGGCACUAGAUUGGGCUGUUGAUGAGAAACUAAAAUCAGCAGGUGAGGAUGGAGAAAUAACCACAGCACAUUUGCUUCUGGGUAUAUGGUCUGAGAAAGAAUCAGCUGGUCAUAAGAUAUUGGCUUCCUUAGGUUUUGAUGAUGAGAAAGCAAGUGAGCUGGCCAAGUCUGCUGAUAAGGAUAUCGUCAUGAAAUACCGAUAGAGGCUGCCUGACGUCGAAAACUGAUUCAGAGUUUCCAACCAGGAUUUCUGUUAAGCUGAUUGCUUCCUAGAAACUCAGUUUGAAGCAAACUGCUUGCGAGGUUAAGACAUGGCCUAUUAGGGGACUUUUGGUAUCUCCCGGAUGUGUUGCAUCAUUUUAUGCUUGUUAUCAGAGCAUUUUUAGUAGGUCAAUGCCUCUUGUAAUCGAAUACAGUUGAUGCUUGAAUUGGGUUCUUGCUUCAUUGCAGACCAUCUGAUUCUAGUUUUGCACCGGCCAUCACUGUUGUUCUUGAUAUUGGCUUCACCAUCGAUUAAGGUAUGAAUUGUCACGUACUCUUCUUCAAUUUGAAAUUGUAAUCUUCGUUUGCUUU
Molecule: messenger RNA, 1193 nt
Organism: Musa acuminata AAA Group (dessert banana)
Lineage: Eukaryota; Viridiplantae; Streptophyta; Magnoliopsida; Zingiberales; Musaceae
Product: ATP-dependent Clp protease ATP-binding subunit CLPT1, chloroplastic
Exons: 6
Coding region: 86-823 (245 amino acids)
Source: RefSeq, a predicted model, not a curated record